CGGGCGGCGGGAGGGCAUGUCCCUCUGUCCCGCGCGCAGGUGGCGGCGGCGCCGGUGACGGUGGCGGCGGUGCCGCCCCGGCUCUCCGUAACUCCCGCGGGCCAUGGCCGGCUCUACGCCGCGGGGGCCCGAAUCGUGCCGCAACCGCCGCUAAGGAGAAGCCGCCGUGAUGAGGAAGAGCCGUUCCCGGGGGGACAAAGCGGCGGCACCGCCGCCGCCGCCGCGGAGGGAACCCGGGCGGGCGGUGGCCGCCAGCGCGGCUGAGAGAAGAGCUACUCUGCUGGGGGGCGGCGGCAGGAAGGAUCCGGAGGACGCCAGGGCCGCGGGGGCGCCUUGCCGGGAGGCGCUGGAGAGGGAGAUGAUAACAGAGUCCACUCCAUUACGUUGCAGGAAGCUCAGCAAUCCUGACAUCUUUUCAUCUGCUGGCAAAACCAAGCUCCAUCGUCAGCUAAGUCAAGAUGACUGCAAGCUACGGAGAGGUAGUUUGGCAAGUUCUCUGUCAGGAAAACAGCUGCUUCCUUUAUCAAAUAGUGUCCUCAGUGGAGUGGGACAGACAAUAUGGCAGCCACCUGGAGAUACCUCAAACCUGGUCCGCAUGAGAAAUCAGUCUCUAGGACAAUCUGCUCCUUCACUUACUGCUGGUUUGAAGGAGCUCAGUCUCCCCAGAAGAGGAAGCUUCUGUCGGACAAGCAACAGAAAGAGUUUGAUUGUAACAUCCAGCACAUCUCCGACUCUCCCACGACCACAUUCCCCUCUUCAUGGACAUACAGGUAGCAGCCCUUUGGACAGUCCCAGGAACUUCUCUCCAAAUGCACCUGCUCAUUUUUCCUUUGUUCCUGCCCGAAGCCACGGACACAGAGCAGACAGAACGGAUGGACGCCGCUGGUCUUUGGCGUCCCUUCCUUCAUCUGGAUAUGGAACAAACACUCCCAGUUCAACAGUUUCAUCAUCAUGCUCAUCUCAGGAGAAGCUGCACCAGCUGCCCUUUCAGCCCACGGCAGAUGAACUUCAUUUCCUGACAAAGCAUUUCAGUACUGAGAGCAUCACCGAUGAGGAAGGGCGCCAUUCUCCAGCCUUGAGGCCUCGAUCUCGCAGUCUCAGCCCGGGUCGCUCCCCAAUUUCCUUUGACAGUGAAAUAAUAAUGAUGAACCAUGUGUACAAAGAAAGGUUUCCAAAGGCUACGGCACAGAUGGAAGAACGGCUGGCUGAGUUUAUUGCCUCUAAUGCUCCAGAGAAUGUGCUGCAAUUAGCCGAUGGGGUCCUAAGUUUCAUCCACCAUCAAGUUAUUGAACUGGCCAGAGAUUGUCUGGAUAAAUCACGUGAAGGUCUUAUCACUUCUCGGUACUUUUAUGAGCUGCAGGAAAACUUGGAGAAACUUCUUCAGGAUGCCCACGAGCGAUCCGAGAGCUCUGAGGUUGCCUUUGUUACCCAACUGGUGAAGAAGUUGAUGAUUAUCAUUGCACGACCAGCUCGGCUGCUUGAGUGUCUGGAGUUUGAUCCGGAAGAGUUCUACCACUUGUUAGAAGCUGCAGAAGGCCAUGCCAAGGAAGGGCAAGGAAUUAAAUGUGACAUUCCUCGUUAUAUUAUCAGCCAGCUGGGACUCACCAGGGAUCCCCUGGAGGAAAUGGCCCAGCUGAAUAGCUAUGACAGCCCAGACACUCCUGAGACAGAUGAUUCAGUCGAGAGCCGUGGAGCCUCUGUCCAGUCAAAGAAAACUCCAUCUGAAGAAGAGUUUGAAACAAUUAAACUGAUCAGUAAUGGUGCUUAUGGAGCGGUGUAUUUGGUACGACACAAGACCACCCGGCAGCGUUUUGCCAUGAAGAAGAUCAACAAACAGAACCUCAUUUUGAGAAACCAGAUCCAGCAGGCUUUUGUGGAGAGAGAUAUCUUGACAUUUGCUGAGAACCCCUUUGUGGUCAGCAUGUUCUGCUCCUUUGAGACCAAGCGCCAUCUAUGUAUGGUUAUGGAGUAUGUGGAAGGAGGUGAUUGUGCUACACUUCUCAAGAACAUUGGUGCCCUACCCGUUGAUAUGGCAAGGAUGUAUUUUGCAGAGACUGUUCUGGCAUUGGAGUACCUACACAAUUAUGGGAUUGUUCACCGUGACCUAAAACCUGAUAAUCUCCUGAUCACUUCCAUGGGUCACAUUAAACUAACUGACUUUGGACUGUCUAAAAUUGGGUUAAUGAGUCUUACAACUAAUCUCUAUGAGGGACACAUUGAGAAGGAUACUAGGGAAUUCCUGGAUAAGCAGGUCUGUGGGACUCCAGAGUACAUUGCACCAGAAGUGAUCCUGCGCCAGGGCUAUGGGAAGCCCGUGGACUGGUGGGCCAUGGGAGUUAUCCUGUAUGAGUUUCUAGUUGGCUGUGUUCCUUUCUUUGGGGACACACCUGAAGAGCUGUUUGGACAAGUGAUCAGUGAUGAAAUUGCCUGGCCAGAAGGUGAUGAUGCACUGCCACCAGAUGCCCAGGACCUCAUUUCUAAGCUUCUCCGCCAAAAUCCUCUGGAAAGAAUGGGAACAGGUAGCGCCUUUGAAGUGAAACAGCAUCGGUUCUUUAAGGAUUUGGACUGGAACGGAUUACUCCGACAGAAAGCUGAAUUCAUCCCACAAUUGGAAUCUGAGGAUGACACAAGCUAUUUUGACACCCGUUCAGAACGGUACCAGCACCUGGAUUCAGAAGAAGAGGAGGACACUAAUGAUGAUGAUCAUGUGGAAAUCCGACAGUUUUCCUCAUGCUCUCCCAGGUUCAGCAAGGUGUACAGCAGCAUGGAACGCCUUUCUAUCCAUGAAGAGAGAAAGACUCCACCACCAACUAAGCGGAGCCUGAGUGAAGAAAAAGAUGACAGACUGGACAGCCUUGGUGGCUUGAAGAGUCGAGACCGCAGCUGGGUGAUUGGAUCUCCUGAAGUCCUGCGUAAGCGCUUGUCCAUGUCUGAGUCGUCGCACACGGAGAGCGACUCCAGCCCGCCCCUGACAGUCCGCCGGCGCUGCUCAGGCCUUCUCGACAUGCCUCGGUUUGCCAUCUCCACUGAGGACGAGGGAGCUGUCCUCAAAAGGCCGCAGUCCGAGGGCAUGCUGCUAUCCACUGUGCAAUCACGGGAGGGGCUGCCGGUGCCCAUUCCAGAACAGCCUGUGGAGCAGGAGCUGCAGCUGGAAGGUGAUGCUGGACCUACCACCCCCUCCACGGCUCCCAGCAGCACCUCAACACUGGCAGCUGGGAGCGCUGCAGAUUUCUCUGAUCCACGAGCUCGCAGUAAUAGCAAUGAAGGCCCAGACUUUACCACUCCAAAAGCCAUCAGCGAUUUGGCAGUGCGGCGGGCACGACACAGGUUGCUCUCUGGGGAAUCAGGGGAGAAACGUACCUCAAGACCUGUCAAUAAAGUGAUUAAAUCAGCAUCCGCUACUGCCUUGUCUCUCCUGAUUCCCUCAGAUCACCACACGUGUUCUCCAUUGGCCAGUCCAAUGUCACCUCAUUCUCUAUCCUCCAACCCAUCUUCGAGGGACUCCUCACCUAGCCGCGACUUUUCUCCUGCUAUCGCAAACCUGAAGCCACCAAUCAUCAUCCAUCGGGCUGGAAAGAAAUAUGGUUUCACUCUGCGUGCCAUUCGUGUCUACAUGGGUGACAGUGAUAUCUACACUGUGCAUCACAUGGUCUGGCACGUGGAGGAAGGCGGUCCAGCGAACGAAGCAGGUCUGCGUGAAGGGGAUCUGAUAACCCAUGUCAACGGGGAGCCAGUCCAUGGGCUGGUGCACACAGAAGUGGUGGAGCUGAUUCUGAAGAGUGGAAAUAAAGUGUCCAUCUCCACCACACCAUUUGAGAACACGUCCAUCAAAGUUGGUCCAGCUCGAAAAGCCAGCUACAAAUCCAAGAUGGCUCGUAGGAACAAGAAGAGCAAAACGAAGGAUGGUCAGGAAAGUAAGAAGAAGAGUUCUUUGUUGAGGAAGAUCACUAAACAAGCAUCACUGCUUCACACCAGCCGGAGUUUAUCUUCACUAAACCGCUCCCUGUCUUCUGGAGAAAGUGUGCCUGGCUCUCCAACUCACAACCUGUCUCCUCGGUCACCUACGCAGAGUUACAGAUCCACUCCUGAGUCUGUACACUCAGUUGGUGGCAAUUCUUCCCAGAGCAGCUCUCCCAGUUCCAGUGUUCCCAAUUCUCCAGCCAGCUCUGGACACAUCCGACCCAGCUCUCUGCAUGGACUGGCACCAAAGCUUCAGAGGCAGUACAGGUCUCCCAGGCGUAAAUCUGCAGGAAACAUCCCUCUGUCACCACUAGCUCACACUCCCUCACCCACCCCACAGUCCACAUCACCACAGCGCUCCCCAUCUCCUCUACCAGGACACUCAGUUGGCAGCUCCAGUAUCAUCCAGUCUUUUCCAGUAAAACUACACUCCUCUCCACCACUGGUGAGACAGAUUUCCCGCCCCAAAAGUGCUGAGCCCCCCAGGUCUCCUUUACUAAAGAGAGUGCAGUCAGCUGAGAAACUGGCUGCCUCGCUGUCCUCUUCUGAGAAGAAGCUGGCUUCCUCACGCAAGCAUAGCUUGGAUAUCUCUCACUCGGAGUUUAAGAAGGAGAUGCUGCAGAGGGACCCUAGUCUCCAGAGCUUACAAGAGUCUGUGAACGAAACAACAGGUGGCAAAGUUGGGCUAGCAGAAAAAGGGAUGUUGCAGAAGCCAGGUGCACGGAAGUUGGGUGCUAUUCGACAGGACAGGGUGGAGAGGAGGGAGUCUCUGCAAAAGCAAGAGGCCAUCAGAGAAGUAGAUUCUUCUGAAGAUGAAACAGAUGAUGGUUCAGAAGACAGUCAGGAUGGUAGAAGAGUGGACAAGCCCCCUGAUAGUGGAGACCAAGGCUCAGAUUCUUUCAAUGAGGAUAAUAAAUUUCCAUCUAAGUUGGAAAGCAAGGAUAGUAUUGAGGAUGAUGCCUUCCUACCUGAAGAUCCAAAAGGUACAGAACAUUUGCAGAAGGGAAAUCAUCAACAAGCCAAAUCUGUUUCAGAAUCACUGCAAAUCACUGUGCACCCUUCCCCAUCCGAGGUCCUCCCAAGAACUUCUCCAGAAAAAUUAGCUAAUUCAGAAAAGCCAUUCCUAGGAUUAGAAACAACUGCAAAGGAACUUAAAUUGCCAGAAAACAAAACACCAGAGUGUUUUGGUCCAAAAGACAAGUCCUCUGAAGCAAUCCAAGACCUGGGGCGAACUGCAAGUACUCAGAAACUGCUAGAUCGCACAGAACAUACGCAGUGCCCGUCUAUCAAACUCCUGGAACUUGAAGAAGGUGACUCUUCAGGGGCCUCGUGUGGUAAGCCUGACCUGAAAGACCCUCUCCUAACAGAAAGCAGUCAGAAAAAACAGGAUUCCAAACCUCUGCUGGCACUUUCUUCAUGGUGCACUGCAAAUGUGAGCACUCCUCUCUCAGUAAGCCCCACGAAUCUCAGUGAGAAGGAUCACAAGGGGACGCUUCAGCCUGCAGGACAGCACAGCCCCUCAUUUCUUUCUCCUGGAAGUGCAAGUGAAGUGCUCCAAAAAAGUCCUAGUACUGAGAAGCAACCCAUCUCGUCCCAGGCAGAAAGUGCUUCCACCGUCAGCAAAACAAGCCCAUCAGGUCCUGUGUCAUCCACACUCCUUGUCCCCGGUGCUACUGAAAGAGCUCUCUCCGUGUCUCAGUUAGUGCCACUAGCUCAGAGCGUGUUAGGCCCUUUGAAGCUCAGUAAGUCUGCUUCCGGAGAGGUGGAAAAGGCAAAGGAUUUUCCCCAUUUUGGUGCCUCCUGUAAAGAGGAGAGAGAUUCAAAACAAAAAAGACAGGAAACCUCACAAACAGGAGCAUGUCAUGAGAAAGCCAAACCGUCUAGCACAGACGGUCUGACCACAAGGAGCAGAUCCUGCACAGAGUCGUUAAACUUAGCAAAGCCCUGGGAGGCAACGUGUCCCAUGGUGGCAAAAAAGGAGGCAACUUCCUGCAGUGCUAAAGCAUCUGAAGUGUUGGGAGGCAGCUGCAAAAUCACUCCAUCGAAAGAGAUGUCUCAUGCUCUUGGACCAGCAGCUCUGAAAGCCUCUCCUCUGCCAGAUGGCAGCACGAGGCCCUGUAAAGAAGGGACUCUGGCACAAGCGAAAAGCAAAGAGGUUGGAAACCAGUUAAAACCACAAGACUUUCCCCUGUCACACGAUGGUGCUGUAAAGAAAACAUAGCAGCAUCCCUGGUACACAUGGACUGGAGCAAUCGACCUUGAAAAUAGAGACUGCAUGUUUGAAUUUUGUAAUAUACACUAAUAUAAAAUAGAACUUGUGUACAUCUAUUUUUGGGAGGGUUUUUUUCAUACUGUUUUUUGUGUUUUUUCAUCCUUGCUAUUCUAUUUUUGUACACAGUAAUGCUUGCCGUUUGAGGUCUCUUUAGAACAGGGUAUCUUGAAAACAGGGCUUAAGAAGCAGUUUGUUGAUCUAUUAUGUUUUGGGUUGUUUUGGUUGUUUGGUUUUUUUUUUUUGUUUGUUUUCACUGACCUUUUAUGUUGCCUGAGUUUAGGUCCCGUUUCGUUCUUCCCUCUAAACCCUGCAGUUAUUUGAGAUCCUAACAAUUCUGAGUGUGAAAAAGGCAACUGACUUCAAAAUCUCUGCUUUUCAACCUUCUCUUCGAAAUGCCGUUGAAACUCCCAAAUUUCAAGCAUUUUCUUUCAGUUUACAAUCUGAUGUCCUUUGACAAGUAAAAGGAGUUACUGUCUUGCCUCCAGGUUAUUCUGGAGCUCAGACCCGCUUUGUGUGCACAUUCACAGCCCUGCACAUGUCCUUAGAAGAUAGGGAGGCAAGGGACUGGGCCAGAGGGUUGCACAGGGAGCAGUUCCUGUCUUCUCUUUAAAACAAUUAAAGCUAUUUUCCAAUAGAAGUAUCAGAAAGAGAAAUCUCCAAUCUAUAAGCUGCUUUUUUGGGGGGAAUUGGUUUUAUUUAUCUUUUAUGGGACAUGUGACAAGUUUUCCUUGUUCUUAAAAUUGUAAUGAUGUUUUAUCUUCCUUUAGCUGGCUUCAAUUCAUAACUUGCCCUGCCUCAGGAUAAAUGACCCCAGGAGAGGGGGGGGGGGCUUGGUGUUUGAUUUUAAAGCAGAGAAAAUCACAGCAAAGUUAUGAUAAAAAGCAAUGAUAAAUGACCUCUAGAGACUUUUCCUUCUCUUGGUGAGUCUAAAUAGGUAGGGAUUUUAAGGUGUUCCUAACGUUUCUGAAUUGGGGCUUGGGAAACUUGCCCAGUUUUCUGAAUCUGCCUGUUUUAAAAACAACAACAACAACAAAACUAUGAAGAGUUCUGAUUCCUCGAGUUCUGUGGAAGAGCUGCAAGCAGACUUCAAAACACGUGAUAUUUUAAGAUUUCAGCUUUGAAAGAUCAUUUCCACUGCUGAGGUCACUUUCCAUUAAAAAAAAGUAACUCUUUGCUCUUAGGUUUAGACAUUGCUUUGCUUUAAGUGUGACCAACUCUGGACAGCAGUGCUCUUUACUGAGGAUUGCAAGGAUUGCAUCAAUAAUAAUACACCAAUAAAUGCUACGAGUGGUGAUACCUAUAGCACUGUAAGCCAUUUCUUCAUCCAGUUAAAGCUUCUUCUCGAUGAACACUCCCUUCAUUUGUCCCAGAUUGUGCUCAGCUUUUACUCUAGUCUUGUCUUGAGCGUACCUCCCUGUGGAUCACCCACAAGAUCCUAGUAUCCUGCUCACUGGCUUACUCCCUUGGCAGCAGAAUGACUGUGCAACAGCGUUGCAAGCUAAAACCUGCCUCUGUUGGUCUGAUUUCAUUGUACUGCUGACACCUUCACUAUCCUGGCUUUUUCUGAACUCCAAGUUUUGAUUUGCUUCCCUGAAAUGCAGGUUUGUUUUUCUAUGGGAAUAUAUCUUCUUCAUCUCUUUCAAUGUGAUUUCAGUUGAAUCCACAGAAAUCUCUGAAACCUCACCCUGCUUCUGUCUGUAUAACCAUUAUUUCCUCCCCAUUAUAUACUUGAUUUUGGCUGCUUGGAUUUCAUUUGUGGACCAAGUUUUGGUUUGGUUUGAGUUGGGUUUUUUUAUGACAUGUUUAAAUGAGUGUUUACUCCGUGUGUCUGUGUGAACUCCUAUGGUGGUGUUGAUAUACUAACCAAAGCCUCAUAUGCUCCCAGGUAACACAUUAAUAAACCUUUGUGUGAUGGUUUAGA
This is a messenger RNA of Pogoniulus pusillus (Red-fronted tinkerbird), 8153 nucleotides long. RefSeq names its product microtubule associated serine/threonine kinase 2 (gene MAST2). Gene Ontology annotation, molecular function: protein serine/threonine kinase activity; microtubule binding; magnesium ion binding. The transcript has 30 exons. Gene Ontology annotation, cellular component: microtubule cytoskeleton. The record is from RefSeq and is a predicted model, not a curated record. The coding region runs from base 170 to 6181 and encodes 2003 amino acids. Gene Ontology annotation, biological process: cytoskeleton organization; peptidyl-serine phosphorylation; intracellular signal transduction. NCBI's taxonomy places the organism in Eukaryota, Metazoa, Chordata, Aves, Piciformes, Lybiidae.